Rhizopus microsporus ATCC 52813 is the source of this 1947-nucleotide messenger RNA. RefSeq lists its product as uncharacterized. The record is from RefSeq and is a predicted model, not a curated record. Gene Ontology annotation, molecular function: iron ion binding; L-ascorbic acid binding; peptidyl-proline dioxygenase activity. The transcript has a single exon. Gene Ontology annotation, biological process: peptidyl-proline hydroxylation; regulation of translational termination. The coding region runs from base 113 to 1732 and encodes 539 amino acids. Lineage: Eukaryota; Fungi; Mucoromycota; Mucoromycetes; Mucorales; Rhizopodaceae. Gene Ontology annotation, cellular component: cytoplasm.
AAAUCACUUUUAAUCAAAAUUUGUCGUAUGAUUUUGACUCGUGUGUCAAAAGGAAGUGACAAAAAAUUUCUUCUUCUACUAUUACUCCUACUCCUUUUUCCUAUUUUAUACUAUGGCGCCCAUUUCAUCCAAUCUUCCUCCUUCGAAGCGUAUCAAAGUAGAAGAUCACGGUAUUAAAGAUAGAUUCUAUCCUGGUCUCUUUGAUCAAGCCAACCGAGACAAGCUACGAACAUCCAUACAAGCAUCCAAACCUUACCCGCACUGCAAAAUAUCAAAAUUGAUCAAUGAAAAUCUCUUACGUCGUGUACAGCAAGAAAUUUAUGCAAACCUUCACUUUACUACAAAGGAAACAGAUAUUUACAAGGUAAAUCAAACAGGCGAUCUUGCCAAUUUGAACGGAUUAAGCCCUCAGGAAAAAUCUUGCUUGCCGGCUCUACUUGAGCUCCGAGAGGCGCUCAGCUCUCAGUUAUUUCGAGAGUUUGUCUCUGAUAUUACCGGAUGUGGGCUCCUGUCAACUUCAAAAAUGGAUAUGAGUGUGAAUACAUAUACGGCAGGCUGCCACCUACUGAACCAUGAUGAUGUAAUUGGUACACGUCGUAUAUCCUUUAUCUUGUACAUGCCAGAUGACGACUGGAAGCCUUCGGAUGGUGGCGCACUAGAAUUGUACCCCGUGAUUGAAAAGAAUACACCAGCGAAUGAACCUACAGUGAGUGUACCACCUGAAUGGAACCAGUUUUGCAUGUUUACGGUCUUGCCCGGAUAUUCAUUCCAUUCUGUGGAGGAAGUGGUCACCGAAGGAAAGCGACGAUUGAGUAUCCAGGGCUGGUUUCAUUUUCCUCAAGAAGAUGAGAUAGGAUACAGAAAAGACGUAGACCAGACAGAGACAGGAAUAGCUUCUCUUCAGCAAAUUGAAAAGGCUAUACACAGUAAACAGUCCAAGUUUCAGCCUUAUCUUGGAGAUCUGUUGGAACAAUCAGUGGUACUCACAAACGGCGAUAUUGAAGCAUUAUCAGCUUGGAUGAAUCCUGAUUAUCUCAAGUUGGAGUUUCUAAGCAAGGUGACCGAUACAUUUGUGGAAGAAUCAGCGGUUCAAUUAAAGCAAUUUUUAAAACCGGAGCUCUGGAAAGAAAUUCAAGCAGCUACCUUCGAAGCAGAUGAACAAGAUGGAUUUACGCAACACAUUAUGCCACCACAUGGAGCUGGUAUCAGAGGAAGCUGGUUCAUACAGGGUCCACCUGUAUCUCGGCGCUUCCUCCAGCUGUCCAACAGUAUAAGCUCAGAUCAAAAGGAAAAUACAACUUGUCUGUUUGCAAGACUUCGAUCCUAUUUUGAACACGAGCCUUUUCGUCGCUGGUUGGCUGUUCUUUGUCAGGUCUCUCCCAUUGGAUACCGUGGUAUGGCGCGCAGGUUCCGUCCAGGCCACGACUUUACGUUAGCAACUACAAACCAGGAAGGCAAACCAAUACUUGAUGUUACCCUCUGCUUAUCUUCUGAAUCUGAUCAAUGGGAGUCAUGUGAAUAUGGUGGAUAUGAGUGUUAUAUGGCAGCAGGUGAAGAUGAUGAUCCUGCCACUUAUCGAUCUUCAGAUGACGGAGCAUUGCUCACUGUGCCAGCUGGUACGAAUGAACUAUCGAUUGUACUAAGAGAUGAAGAUGUUAUGCGUUUUAUAAAAUAUGUCAGCGCAAGAGCACCAGGAGCUCGAUGGGACGUUGCUUAUGAGUAUGAAGUAUGAAAUAAAUGGGUUGCUGUAUAACUUAGCAAUAGACACUAUCCAAUUAUCUAAAAAAAGGGAACACUUUAACAGAAAUUAAAGGGCAAUAAUGAGAAAAAGUUUCCAGUGACUGUAAGCGUAUGAUCUUUCUGCAUGAUGGCCUUUCCAAAUAUAGAAAUACUUUUUUGUUUCUCAUUCCACUUUCUCUCUCUUUUCUUUUUCUUUUUUCCUUGUUU